This is a messenger RNA of Iphiclides podalirius (scarce swallowtail), 303 nucleotides long. Lineage: Eukaryota; Metazoa; Arthropoda; Insecta; Lepidoptera; Papilionidae. The record is from the annotation of a GenBank genome assembly.
AUGGUUGCGCAGUACACGCUAUACUUUUCGGAGAAGUCAUAUGCAAUGCUGCGAUGGCGAGUUGGGAUUUGCCGCCGCGACAAGAACGGCGUGGGCGCUAAUGAUUCAGCAUACUACUGUGGGCCGCUCAAGGACUUCCCUUUUACCGCGCCGACCAAGGAAGCAAUGGACACCCGCCUCUCUGUCCGAACUGCUAAUGACAGUGGACGAUUUUACUUGGUCAGCAGUGUGGGCUUCGAUUGGGCGCUUUUACGCAUAGCAUAUGUUUCGAUAGUCAUGGAUAAGUUAUUAAGUAGUAAGGAG